UGUCACGGUGCCUGCACAGCACAGCAGGCGCACACGCACACCCCCCGGCGGAGCGGGGCUGCCAAGGGAGCGCCAGCAGCCCCACGUCACUCGUGCCGCCGGUAUAAAUGCGGCCCCGCGAUGUCCAUGGCUGUCGGCGCGGCGGAUCCCGCCACUCCACUGCAGCCGGGUGCCGGGAGAGGCAGCGGGGCGGCGGCGGCGGAGGAAGAGGAGGAGGAGGAGGAUGCUGCGCGCCUUGGUGGCGGUGUCCCUGUGGCUGCGGGUGAGCCCACGGGCGCAGGGCGCGCCGUGUGAGGCUGUGCGCAUCCCUAUGUGCCGCUCCAUGCCCUGGAACAUCACCCGCAUGCCCAACCACCUUCACCACAGCACCCAGGAAAACGCCGUCCUCGCCAUUGAGCAGUACGAGGAGCUGGUGGCCACCGGCUGCAGCCCGGUCCUCUCUUUCUUCCUCUGCGCCAUGUACGCUCCCAUCUGCACGCUGGAGUUCCUGUACGACCCCAUCAAGCCGUGCCGCUCCGUCUGCCAGCGCGCCCGCGACGGCUGCGAGCCCAUCAUGCGCCGCUACAACCACAGCUGGCCCGAGAGCCUCGCCUGCGACGACCUCCCCGUCUAUGACCGCGGUGUCUGCAUCUCCCCCGAGGCCAUCGUCACCGACCUGCCGGAGGAUGUGAAGUGGACGGACUUCACGCAGGGUGUGAUGGUGCACGAGAGACCCCCGGAGCCCGACUGCAAGGGCCGCGGCCAGGAGCGAUGCAGGUGCAAAAAGACAAAGCCUACGCUGUCGACCUACCUGGCCAAGAACUACAGCUACAUCAUCCACGCCAAAGUCAAAAGCGUAGAGAGAGGGAGCUGCAACGAGAUCACAACUGUGGUGGAAGUCAGAGACAUACUGAAGUCUUCGACACCAAUCCCCCUGUCUCAAGUGCCUCUUCUUACAAACUCCUCCUGCCAGUGCCCACCUCUUCAAGCGAAGCAGGACCUUCUCAUCAUGUGCUAUGAAUGGCGCUCGAGGUUGAUGCUUCUUGAUGGAUGCCUAGUUGAAAAAUGGAAAGAUCAGCUGAACAAAAGGUUUAAGAGGUGGGAACAGAGGCUGCAAGAGGAAAAGCUGCGAGUAGCUCGCAGUAAGAACCAGAACGCAGGACGCAGUGGCCGGAGUGGAGCCCCCAAAACGACCAAGAACACCAACCCGCUGGUCAGUGGCCCCAAAAAAGCCAUUAAAGUAAGAAAUGGCCAGAGAGAAAUCAACCCUAAGAAGGUAUGAAUGUGACAGCUGCAAGAGGAAGGACUUUUCCUGCGUGAUGAGAGUCACCACCUGGCUCAGUCAGCAUGAUUUGUUAAUCCAGAACUCACAGCCUUAAACCCCCACCACACUUUCUACAUAGACAUUUUUGCUGCACUUUACUUUUCAAAGGUUUUCUUUUCCUUUCAGGCCACUGCAAGCCAUAGAGGGUAGGCUUGCUCUACUACGUGGUAGGCAUAUUUGAGAUGACUGACCUUUACCUUAGGGCUCUGAUUUGCAGUUCUAGAUAGAUCUAGCCUUGGCUGCCAGAGGUUUUAACUCCUUGUGCCAGUUGCCUGCCCUGCUUCCCUGACAGAGUUUGGAGAUUUGCUUGAGUGAUGAAGGGUUGAGAGCUCAAGUCUUACAAGGAGUGGCUGAGGGAAAUGAGGUUGUUCAGUCCAGAGAAAAGGAGACUCAGGUGAGCCCUUCUCACUCUCGACAACUACCUGAAAGGAGGUUGUAACAAGCUGGGAGUAAAUCUCUUUUCCCAACUAACAAGUUAGGCCAUGAAGAAGAUCAAAGGGCUGGAGCACCUCUUCUGUGAGGGCAGGCUAUGAGAGCCUGGAGAAGAGAAAGCUUUGAGGAGACCUUAUAGUGGCCUUCCAGCAUCUGAAGGAGGUCUAGAGGAAGGCUGGGCAUGGACUACUGACAAGGUCUUGUAAUGACAGGAUGAGGAGCAAUGGGUUUAAACUGACAGAGGGGAGAUUUAAACUGGAUGUUAGGAAGAAGUUCUUUGCAGUGAGGGUGGUGAGACACU
This is a messenger RNA of Pogoniulus pusillus (Red-fronted tinkerbird), 2036 nucleotides long. RefSeq names its product secreted frizzled related protein 4 (gene SFRP4). Gene Ontology annotation, biological process: non-canonical Wnt signaling pathway; canonical Wnt signaling pathway. The record is from RefSeq and is a predicted model, not a curated record. The transcript is spliced from 6 exons. Bases 224 to 1261 code for a protein of 345 amino acids. Gene Ontology annotation, cellular component: cytoplasm. Gene Ontology annotation, molecular function: Wnt-protein binding. NCBI's taxonomy places the organism in Eukaryota, Metazoa, Chordata, Aves, Piciformes, Lybiidae.